UUAAGGCUUUUAGCUACCCUUUUCCUACGGUUUCUAUCUUCUUUCCUUGUUGUCAAGCAUUUUCUUCUCGCCUGCCUGAGCCUCUCACUCUCGGUCUCAGUUCUUUCGUGUGGUGUUAGACUCUUUUUAUGAUAUAUCUGGCGCUUUUGAGCUUGUUUCACUUGAUUUGGGUUUCAGUUUAUCUCAAAGGACAUGGGCUUUGAAGCUCAUUCAUUGGCCCCUUAGAUUAGUGCAAAAAGGAAGCAUCUUUGGCUUUUGUAAGUAUCCCAUUGUUGAAUUAGUUGAAUUCUUUCAGUCUUAAACUACACAUUUGUUUAGUCAUUUUAGCUCAUUUCAGCUUUGCAGCUUGUUGUAGAAAAUUCUCUAUAGCUCCUGUUCCAUUCUGAUAUAUUCACUGAGAUUUGUGGGGGUGGAGGUUUGGGGGCUUUGUUUGAAGGAAUGCAGAGAUUCAAUUUUGUAUUUUUGUUGUUUCUGGUACCGAUUGCAUUAGCCCAAUCUGAUUUUGAAGCACUUUUAGAGCUCAAUAAAGGCAUUGAGAAAGACCCUUCUGGUAAAAUUCUUGAUUCAUGGGACUCUAAGUCCUUGGCAUCUGAUGGGUGUCCCAAGAAUUGGUUUGGCAUCACCUGUAAUGAAGGCCAUGUAACUUCAAUCACUCUAAAUGACUUGGGUUUGGUUGGGAACUUCAGUUUCCCUGUCAUUGCUGGUCUUAAGUUGCUUAGAAAUUUAUCCAUUUCAAGCAACCAGUUGACAGGGACCAUCUCGAACAUCGGCUCUAUUCGGUCUCUAGAGUUUUUGGACCUCUCGGUUAAUGCCUUUCAUGGGGUUAUACCAUCAGGUAUUGCCAAUUUAAAAGAUUUGGUUCUUCUGAAUCUUUCUUCAAAUAGUUUCGAAGGCGCAUUUCCCUCUGGUUUUAGCAACCUUAAGAGGUUGGCAUAUUUAGAUUUACGAUCUAAUGGCUUUUCUGGGGAUAUCAUGAAUCUUUUAUCCCAAUUGGAAAGUGUGGUUCAUGUGGACUUGAGCAACAAUCAGUUAUCUGGUUCACUGGACUUGGGGCUUGGAAGCUCCAGUUUUGUUUCUUCCAUUCAGUAUCUAAAUAUAAGCCGGAAUUUGGUGGUUGGAGAACUCUUUGCUCAUGAUGGAAUGCCAUAUUUCGACAGUUUAGAAGUUUUGGAUGCUAGUAAUAAUCAGUUAGUGGGAACUAUACCUUCUUUCAAUUUUAUAGUAUCUUUGCGGAUACUUCGGCUUGGGAACAACCGGUUGUCAGGAUCACUACCAGAAGCACUUUUGCAAGAAAGCUCCAUGAUCUUAUCCGAACUCGAUCUCAGCCUUAAUCAACUUGAAGGGCCAGUAGGAAGUAUAACCUCAUCAGCUCUAAAGAAGCUCAACAUUUCAUCAAACAAACUCUCGGGGUCCUUGCCGUACAGGAUAGAGCAUUGUGCAGUCAUAGACAUCAGUAACAACAUACUCUCAGGGGACUUGUCUAGAAUCCAAGGUUGGGGGAAUUAUGUGGAAGUUAUUGAACUGAGUUCAAACUCUCUGACUGGGACCUUGCCGAACCAAACUUCUCAGUUUUUAAGGCUGACUACAUUCAAGGUAUCAAACAACUCAUUACAUGGUGUGCUUCCAGCAAUUUUAGGUACAUACCCAGAAUUAAAGGUCAUUGAUCUAAGCCUCAACCACCUUAAUGGAUCUCUCCUUCCCAGCCUCUUCAUGUCAACAAAAUUGACUGAUCUCAAUCUUUCAGGCAACAAAUUUACUGGUUCGAUACCUCUUCAGGACAAAAGGAACAUGCCUUCUGUAAUUUCUGCAGAAAAUUUUAGCCUGGUGACUCUUGAUCUGUCUUAUAACUCAUUAACGGGCAGCUUGCCCACAGAAAUCACCAAGUUCCAUAACUUGGAGGUUCUUAAUCUAUCCAAUAACAAACUUGAGGGCAGCAUCCCUGAUAGUCUUCCUAAUGAACUGAAAGGAUUCAACGUGUCUUUUAAUAAUUUCUCUGGUGCUGUUCCUGACAACUUGAGUGGAUUUCCCGAGUCAUCAUUCCAUCCCGGAAACUCCUUACUGAAGUUUGGUUCUUUUCCAUCGUCACCAAAAGGUUCUUCCAACCUGAAUUUGAAGGCUCGUGGGUCUCAGCUGAAACCUGUCACCAGAAUUGCCUUGAUUGUAGGCUUGGUUGGUGGUGCUGCUAUAAUAGCACUUGUGUGCGUAAUGAUUUAUUAUAGGAACAACUGGCAGGAAACUACAAACGAUGGGCUGAAAAGAAACGGCAGCAAAGAAACCGUACAUCAAGGAGAGUAUUCCCAUUCUCAUACAUCAGCACCUUACAGAAGCAAGGGUUCAUCCUCGUCUUCAUUUAGUUUCCGUCGAGAGCUUUUGUCAUCGACCAAAAAGGGUUCUGCAUAUGAUCAGGGAAACAGUUCAUCCGUCUUAAAUGACCGUAAAUAUCUUGGUCAUCUCGAGUCCACAAGAAGAGAAGACGGAGCGGCUUCUCCCAUGUCUGUCUUGUCAUCUUCAAAAGCAUCUCCAAUAAAAGACCAAUUUCCAUUUGAGAGUUCGACUGCGCUAAAGGUUCGUUCUCCCGAUAAACUAGCUGGGGAUCUGCAUCUCUUUGAUGGAUCUCUGACACUGACUGCAGACGAACUUUCAUGUUCUCCGGCUGAAAUUAUUGGAAGGAGUUGCCACGGGACAUUGUAUAAAGCUACACUUGAUUCUGGUAAUGUAUUGGCUAUCAAAUGGUUGAAGGAAGGGAUAGCAAAAGGUAAAAAGGAAUUUGCGAGGGAAGUGAAGAAACUUGGGUACAUCAAACACCCAAAUUUAGUUUCUCUUCAGGGUUUUUAUUGGGGUCCCAAGGAGCAUGAGAAGUUGAUCAUAUCAAAUUACAUCAAUGCACGAUGUUUGGCGUUCUAUCUUCAAGACACAGAACAAGGAAAACCGCCGCCCUUGUCUCUGGAUGAACGGCUUAGGGUUGCUAUAGAUGUGGCUCGAUGUCUGAACUACCUACACAAUGAGAGCGCAAUACCCCAUGGCAACCUCAAGUCUACAAACAUUUUACUAGAAAAUCCAAAUUUGGCUGCACGCCUCACCGAUUACAGUCUCCAUCGGAUACUGACAUCAGCAGGCACAGCUGAACAAGUUCUGAACGCAGGUGCUCUUGGCUAUCGCCCCCCUGAGUUUGCUAGCUCAAGCAAACCAUGCCCAUCCUUAAAAAGUGAUGUAUAUGCCUUCGGGGUCAUAUUGAUGGAGCUUCUAACAGGAAAGAGUUCGGGAGAGAUAGUUUCAGGGAGCACGGGUAUGGUUGAUCUAACCGACUGGGUGAGAUUGUUAGCGUCAGAACACCGUGCUAGUGACUGCUUCGAUCCUAUGAUAUUGGAAAGGGAUAACGUUGAAGACACACAGAGAACGCUUGAUGCCAUGCUACAGGUAGCUCUGAGAUGCAUCCUACCAGCACAAGAGAGGCCCGAUAUGAAAUCGGUUUACGAAGAUCUCUCUGUCAUUGCAUUACAGAAAGGUAAACCAAAGGGGUUGUAACCGUGUAGCCAAACUACCAACCCCACAUUUAUUGGUUCUAGCACUAGUCCGGAAUUGAUAUAGUAAAUAUCAUUCAGAUAGG
Molecule: messenger RNA, 3607 nt
Organism: Hibiscus syriacus
Lineage: Eukaryota; Viridiplantae; Streptophyta; Magnoliopsida; Malvales; Malvaceae
Product: probable inactive receptor kinase At5g10020
Exons: 3
Coding region: 439-3525 (1028 amino acids)
Biological process (GO): protein phosphorylation
Molecular function (GO): protein kinase activity; ATP binding; protein binding
Source: RefSeq, a predicted model, not a curated record